This is a messenger RNA of Phragmites australis (common reed), 1495 nucleotides long. Its product is annotated as 3-oxoacyl-[acyl-carrier-protein] reductase 4-like. The coding region runs from base 284 to 1222 and encodes 312 amino acids. NCBI's taxonomy places the organism in Eukaryota, Viridiplantae, Streptophyta, Magnoliopsida, Poales, Poaceae. The transcript is spliced from 11 exons. Gene Ontology annotation, biological process: fatty acid biosynthetic process. The record is from RefSeq and is a predicted model, not a curated record. Gene Ontology annotation, molecular function: 3-oxoacyl-[acyl-carrier-protein] reductase (NADPH) activity; NAD binding.
AGACCCCGGGUCUUGCUCGUCCCAAACAGGCAACGGAGGAGAUCCCCCGGGCUCGGACCCGCCCUCGUCUUCGUCCCCUUCCUCGCCUCGUGCGCUCCGCCCGGCACAUCGUCGUCGCUUGAGCUUCCAAAGUUCCAAAGCCCCACCCCCCCGCCAAUAGAAAUCCUCCGCUUCCGUGUUCCGUCACGGCUACAAAUACCACGCUCGCAUUCCUCCCCGCGCCGCUCCUCUGGCUUCCCGCCUCUUCGCCUCCUCCGCCCCGCCACCCCUCCUCCAGUCCCUCAUGGCCACCGCCGCCGCCGCAAUCUCCUCCCCGGCGGCCGCCGCUGCCGCACCAUCCCGGAGCGCCGUCGCCCUCCGGGGGUUCGUCACCUUCGGUGGCGCCGCCCGCUCGCCCUCGCUGCGGUCCGCCCGCGUAUUCUCCAGUGUGCGAACCCAUGUUGCAGCUGUUGAACAAGCAGUUGCACAAGAUGCUACCAAGCUGGAAGCUCCAGUUGUUGUUGUUACAGGUGCCUCCAGAGGGAUUGGAAAAGCCACUGCUUUAGCCCUUGGAAAAGCAGGAUGCAAGGUUCUGGUGAACUAUGCUCGGUCCUCAAAAGAGGCUGAAGAUGUCUCCAAAGAGAUUGUAGCAUCUGGUGGUGAGGCUAUCACCUUCGGAGGAGAUGUUUCAAAAGAAGCUGAUGUAGAAUCUAUGAUGAAAGCAGCUCUGGAUAAAUGGGGAACAAUAGAUGUGUUGGUAAAUAAUGCAGGGAUUACACGAGACACAUUAUUAAUGAGGAUGAAGAAAUCUCAGUGGCAAGAUGUAAUUGAUCUGAAUCUUACAGGUGUCUUCCUGUGUACACAGGCUGCCACAAAAGUAAUGAUGAAGAAGAAAAAGGGAAGAAUUAUCAACAUAGCAUCAGUUGUUGGCCUUACUGGCAAUAUUGGCCAAGCUAAUUAUAGUGCGGCCAAGGCUGGGGUGAUCGGCUUCAUGAAAACAGUUGCUAGGGAAUAUGCAAGCAGAAAUAUCAAUGUGAAUGCUAUUGCACCAGGAUUCAUUGCAUCUGAUAUGACUGCUGAACUUGGAGAGGAGCUUGAGAAGAAAAUCUUGUCAACUAUUCCAUUAGGUAGAUAUGGCCAGCCAGAGGAAGUUGCGGGGGUAGUUGAGUUUUUGGCCCUUAAUCCUGCGGCUAGCUAUAUCACCGGACAGGUGCUUACUAUUGAUGGAGGGAUGGUAAUGUAAGGCUCGAGCAAGCUUGAUGGGCUUCAACUUUUCCUUAGUGUUGUACGUGUUGUGCACGGGGCGAUUUUUGGACUACAAAUUUAGGUUUUUGUCUGAUGGUUUGUAAUGCUCACUGGGAAUAAAUCAGGCAUGGCAUGAGGAAGUUGAGAUAUGUCGUUGAUGUCAUGAUAUGUGCCGAUUCGUCAAGGCUAUUUGACCCUGCAUUACGACUUAUCCAUGAUCAACAUUAUGCUUUAUCACAUCUAAAAAAGAAAGCAUUAUGCUUUAUCGUCG